CACAUAUUAUGUCUCUCUCCAUUUGUACAUAUAUAUCAAAGGGAUAUUGCAAUUUGAUGAUCUUCUUGAUAUAGGAAAAAGAAUCCAACAUGUGUGGUGCCAUAUUUUACCCUGGAAGCGAAAUUUCAGAUUGGUUUGACCUUGUAAGUAAUGAAAAUUUUAUAAAGCUUCCAACGGGUUGCCUCAAUGAUAAUGUAAUCGGUUUCGCUUUGUGCGUUGUUUUAUCAUCUCCAUGCAAGAGUCUAGAUUUGGAAGACUGUUAUUUCAGAGUUGAAUUUGAUCUUUUUGUUGAUGAGAAGCUCGUUUCCCGUGGCCUUCUCCGAAGGGCCAGUGCAACCUUAUAUGCUUCAAAAUCAGAUUUAGAUUAUGUAAUCAUAGGAUUUGAGUACAUAGUUUUGUCUAAAUUGCUUCCACUCGGUUCGAAUAGCGAGGGCCGCGUUGAGUUUGAUUAUUAUUGUUCUCCGUACAAGUUGAAAAAGUGUGGAGCUAGAUUGUUGUACGUCGAAGAUAAUGAUUUGAGAACAGAUGCAAGAGUGGACAGAGACCAGAGAUUGAAAUCUAUAAAUGGCUCUGAUGAGUGAUGAUGACUGUAUGUAAAAAGGCUACAGUAAGUGGACUCAAACAUUGAAUUCAAUUUUAUUUAUUUAGUGAUA
Messenger RNA from Pistacia vera, 653 nucleotides. RefSeq lists its product as uncharacterized. Bases 90 to 581 code for a protein of 163 amino acids. The transcript is spliced from 2 exons. Lineage: Eukaryota; Viridiplantae; Streptophyta; Magnoliopsida; Sapindales; Anacardiaceae. The record is from RefSeq and is a predicted model, not a curated record.